AUGUGUGACGAAUUUAAUAUCGACGCCCAACAAAAAGCAAAGAUGCUUUACAAGCUGCAAAUCCGACCACACGAUGAUUUUUUGAAACUGAUAAUGGAUCAUCCCGAAAUUGCUGAUGGCAAAUGCGGAGCAUGGUUUGCGAGUAUGAAUUUGUACAGCAACAUGCAGGUCAAGGAAGAAAUCUUCGAGAAUAACCAGGAACGGGAAAUUUCUGAUUAUACAAUGGAUACCAGAGAAGUGGCAGUUGGGUACAAACAUGUAGACGACUUUGUGAUGCAAGGCGAUGCAGAUUCGAGAUUCUUUACACCGAAGUGGAAUACAAAUAUGCAUGAGAACGGAACCACACCAACUUCUCAAUUUCACCAAGUUAUUGAAAAAGAAAUUGCGGGCAACCUGAAGUACGCAAGUUCUGCUGAACACAUGGAUAUAGAAGAUGAACAUAUAGACAUCCUAACGAUUGAAGACACUCCCUAUCCAGAAACGUGGCAUAGUGAGAAAUCAGUUACCAUGCCCGAAAACACUACUCCGCCACCAACUACACCUUCGAAACGAGUUCAAGAAAAGCUGAUGCGGAAUAGUGAGGAGUUGGAAUUCACUAAGAAGAUAGAAACAUCACCAGUUAACAAUUUGUUAUCAACUGCUACAAAAGCACUGAACAUGGAAGAGGAGUCGAAAACAUCCCCCGAACUUGAUGCAAAACUGAUACUCGAUUUCAUCAAAGCUGUUGACAACACGUAUUCAAGAAACCCACAUUGCCGAGAUCUUCUAAAGUAUUGCAAUCAUUUUGUGUCCUACUGCACAACAGGUCUCACGGCGGAAACAUUAGAGUACAAAGUCAGAAACGCUUUUGCAAGGCAGGAUGAGAUAUUCGAUAGCUGGGAUGUCAACUUAUGUUGUAGAAUGAUUAAAACAUUUGAAUUCCGGCUAGGAAAACGUCUACAAGAGAAAAUUAGGAAAGAAAAUGAAGUAUGGUGGCAUCAGUAUUUGCUACAUAGUGCCCAUAAAAUUGAACCCGAAGCAAUUUCACCACUUCCAAAGCUUUCAGAACUAGAGGACAGAAAACCAAAAGAGAAAAAAGGAACAACAAAAAAAUCAACUCCUAAAACAUCACCAGUCUACAAUUUUCUUGAUCCACAAAGCAAUCUUGUCCCGAAUUCAAAUGCAUGCGAAUCUGUGAACGCUCAGCAUGUGCUAUAUAGUCUGAAAGUGUACAUAAAUCGAAUGAAGUCACCUCUUUUCACACCAUUUACAAAAGAAGUGGAUGCAGCUAUUAAAAAUAGUCCUGUGAACAGAUUUAUCAGUGGAGCAAAACUCAUCCAACUAAUAAUGGGUACUGUCGAGUACGUGACAUCUAAAAGUCGAUUCAUCAAAGGAGGUGACACAAGUGGUGCAGUUUCGGUCACUAAGAUGCUGACUGGUCUUCAUAGUUUUGCCUCAUCUUUCGAAUUUGCUGGUCUUCAAAAAGUUUUGCACGACAUCAAUCAAGCGAAAUUGGAACUUGAAAACAGCGAAAGUAAAGUCCCAUUUGGAAACGUGCUCAUCCUGUUCAAAUCGUUUUUCUUUGCUACUGACCCACAUGAAGUUUUCAAAAUCUUCAACGAGCUUCCUUUAAUUUUUUCCGUGUAA
This is a messenger RNA of Caenorhabditis remanei, 1626 nucleotides long. RefSeq lists its product as uncharacterized. The record is from RefSeq and is a predicted model, not a curated record. The coding region runs from base 1 to 1626 and encodes 541 amino acids. The transcript has 10 exons. Lineage: Eukaryota; Metazoa; Nematoda; Chromadorea; Rhabditida; Rhabditidae.